CGAAUGAGUUACACACUUUGUUUUCAUGUCAGUGGUUAAGGGAACGAACACCAUACAUGAAAAAUGGAUGAAUGUAUAAUAAUCUUUAUGUAUGAAUGGAGCAUUAACUAUACGAGUGAAUCGCCAAUCCUAUUGAAGGGGUCAGAGGGUGAGGUCGUCUUCCACUCUCAACCAAUCAAAGAUAUCUACCCAGCUGGAUUCUUCUCAAAUGAUUGGUUGAUAAAAUCAAUCGUCACUGCCAAUCGCGUUGAAAUACUGACUGCUUAAAAGGACAACAAUUGAUAAGAAUCGGUCAAUUAUUAAACAACGCGAGAACACACCGAACACAAAGAAUGGCCACAUGCUAUGCUGAACAGCAGUUGAAACUGUUGGCUAAUGAUUAUCAAGUGGAUAUCAACUCAAUCGACUUCGCUUUAGAACUCGACAAGAAUGACUCACUACACUCCUAUCGAUCCGAAUUUCAUCUACCAGAUUACAAUGAAGUGAUGAAAGUGAUUCAGUCGAAAUCUGACAACACUAGUCGAGGAAAUGAUGCAAGUGAUUCCCCGAAACGGGUUCUCUACUUUUGUGGAAAUUCAAUGGGUUUGCAACCAACACGCUUGAAAGCCUAUCUGGACAGUAUAUUAAAUGAGUGGAGAGAUUUAGGCGUUUUAGCCUAUCAUUAUGGUAAGCUUCCAGCAUCCUAUUGUGAUAAACAAUUGUCAAUCGAUUGUGCUCAAUGGAUUGUCAAUGCUCAAGCAAGUGAAGUUAGCAUCACUUGUAAUCUAUCAGUUAAUAUGCACAUGUUGAUUGCGAAAUUUUACCGACCAAAAGGCGAUAAAAACUGCAUCCUAAUUGAAGAUGGAAUCUUCCCAAGUGAUCUGUAUGUCUUAGAAUCACAAAUCAAUUGGCAUGGUUUAACACCAGACGAGUGCAUUAUCAAGAUUAAACCACGUGCCAAUGAGUACUGUUUGAGAAAUGAAGAUAUUCUACAAGCGAUUAAACAGAAUCAGCAUCGAAUUGCAUUGAUUUGGUUACCGGGAGUACAGUAUGUUACCGGACAGUUAUUCAACAUGGAGGAAAUUACUCAAUGGGGUCAUGAAUAUUCACAAUGUCCAGUUGGAUGGGAUUUAGCUCAUGCUGUCGGUAAUGUGCCCCUCCGUUUACACGACUGGAAUGUUGAUAUGGCUGUAUGGUGUUCAUACAAAUACUUGAAUGGCAGUCCAGGAGCUAUAGGUGGUUUAUUCGUCCAUGAAAGACAUCAUCAUCAAGAAGGCAGUUAUGGACCGAAAUUUAUUGAGUCCAAUAGCAAUAGCAACAACAACAACAACACCAAGAACAACACUAAUGGUAUUCACAAUGAAAUUAUGGUCCACAGUUGA
Trichobilharzia regenti is the source of this 1361-nucleotide messenger RNA. The record is from the annotation of a GenBank genome assembly. Lineage: Eukaryota; Metazoa; Platyhelminthes; Trematoda; Strigeidida; Schistosomatidae.